AUGGAUGAGAAGUAUCGAGACAGGGCCCAAUCGCUAGGAUACCAACCAGGCGACGUACGCAGCGACUCAAGAGCCUCUUCGGAAAGAACAUUACUCAAUAUGUCGGAAACGGAGCUUGAGGACCGGAAGCCUAAAGACAUAGAAAAAGGGAGCGCAGAUGGGACAACCACUCGAAUACCGGCCGUCGUCACGAAAGACCAUGUCACACCCGAUCCUCUCGCGAGGACCAAAAUGAUCAUGUGGAUGGCCAUCAAUACUCUAGCAACAGUGUUUAUCGUCUUCUGCAACAAAGCAAUCUUUUCCGAUCCCUCCUUCGGCCAAUGUCAGGCGGCCUUUGCUUCAUUUCACUUCUUCGUCACCGCCUCAACCCUAUACUUUGCCUCACGGCCUCAAUUCCAGAUGUUUACUCCCAAAUGGAUACCAGUAGCCAGUAUGAUGCCUCUGGCUGUAUCAAUGGCUGCAAACAUAGUUGGCAUGAACCUGUCUCUGCAGAUCUCGACUGUCACAUUCUAUCAGAUUACACGAGUGCUUCUUACACCGACCGUUGCCGUCAUCAACUUCUUUUUCUACGGAAAGAAUAUCCCCCGAAUGGCAGCUUACGCUCUGGUGCCUAUGUGUUUUGGUGUUGCUCUCAUCAGCUACUUCGACGUUAAACCACCCCCACCCGCGGGUGCGCCCAUCAAGGAUAAUGGGGUCCUAGGCAUUGUUGUUGCGUUGGGUAGUGUCUUUAUCAGCGGCAUCUACACUGUAUGGGUAGGCUCAUACCAGAGGAAAUACGACGUCAACGGCUUUCAGUUACUCUACAACCAGGCUCCGAUUGGAGCAGUCGUCCUUCUAUACGUCGUCCCGUGGACGGACAAAUUCCCCGCGCUUGACAAAGCGCCUAUCAACAUUUGGUACAUGAUCUUGUUCAGCGGUGUCAUGGCCUCUUUGAUCAACAUAUCGCAGUUCUACAUCAUCAUUGGGGCGGGGCCUGUAGAGAGCACCGUAGUUGGCCAUCUAAAGACCUGUGUUAUCGUCAUUAUUGGCGCCUUCACAGGAGGAAGAAUUAUCACAGUCGAGGCUGCCAUGGGCAUCAUGCUCGCUUUGCUGAGUAUCUUUGGGUAA
This is a messenger RNA of Bacidia gigantensis, 1107 nucleotides long. RefSeq lists its product as uncharacterized. Gene Ontology annotation, cellular component: Golgi apparatus; membrane. The transcript has 2 exons. The coding region runs from base 1 to 1107 and encodes 368 amino acids. NCBI's taxonomy places the organism in Eukaryota, Fungi, Ascomycota, Lecanoromycetes, Lecanorales, Ramalinaceae. Gene Ontology annotation, molecular function: antiporter activity. The record is from RefSeq and is a predicted model, not a curated record.